AGGACUUCUACAGGACCUCAGUCAACUGUCCCAACCUCGCUGUUCGACCCUGGAUCUUCGAAAGCACAGAACCGUACUGCAACCCAAGGGACAAAUGCGUUACUUACAAAUAUAGCUAACACGAGUGCUGACGCGGAGCAAGAGGUGACCCAGAAAGCUGACUGGGACGACCGAUCGAUGAUAUCCUCUAUGAUCCUAUUGGAUUCAAAGCAGAGACAAGAUAUCAUUAAAAAGUUCGUGGACGCAAUUCUGAACGAGUUACCUAGAGUUCCUUCGACCCUUCAUGAUUACCCACAGUCAAGGAAAUUGUUCCAGGGACGCUUCCAAAUUCUACUGAAAUGUUACUCGGACCAGGUAAAGGCUGAUGCUGGUCGGGGAGCACGAAAACAAGCCACCAAACAGAUUCGAUUCCUACGCCGGGAUAUCACAAGACACUUUGAACAAACGAUCAAAGUAAAUGGCGUUAAUUUAAAGAGCCAGCGUAUAUAUCCGAUCAUAGUUAAACAGGCUGAGCAGAUAAAUCUUUCAGAGAAAACGUGGGCACAAAAGGUCGACGAUUGGAAAGUGUUGCUAGCGAGUGAGGAUCCAGUGUAUCAAAAGGCUGACAAUGAUCUAUACGACACAAAACUCCCCUCAAGUCAUAUUGAAGCAUUCAGCAUCGCCGACAGAGGCUCGCUUUCCUGUCCAGGAUCGCUAUAUGAAUUCAUCGAUACCGAUUCAAGCAGUGAAAGUGAGGUCAUUGAGAUAGUCCACACUACUAGUGGAGAAGACAGAGAUAUAUAUGAGUUCUUAACUACUCACCAGGCAUUUCAAGUGUUACUCGUGCAAUUGCAGGGACUUGUUGAACGUUACUAUGGCAAUCAGAUGGUAGUAGUUCAAAACCGUGUCCUCGAUUCUCUUCGCAGCCCUCUGACUAAAGACAACCCUAAUUCUGGAAGUCAUAGUGCAAUGUUCUGUCUUGACUGGGAUGUCUUGGCGUUUCUCCAGGAGCAGUAUCCUGCUGGUCUUGCUCAGGACCUUGGAUCUGUUCUCACAAUUACUGGCCAAGCGUCGGAUGCUUAUAUGUCGACUAUCCGCAACUACCUAGAGUAUGCGUGGCCUCAAUGUCCACUGGCUCUACUUGAAGCACUUCAAGGUGCCAUCACUAAAUAUGCCGAGGAAGAAACUUCAAGGUCAAUAUUUUUCUCUCUUCCAAAAAGCGGGAUCAUAGUGAGCAUCUUGGAGAAGUCCAUCCUAGUGACUGGAUCCGAAGAUUUUGUCGUUACGAUGGCGCAGCAGAUUGCUUGGUUUGUUUCUGCUUGUCAAGCGUCUCCCACAGGGCUUGGGACAUCUUACGUUUCAAUUAAUGAAAGUGCGUCACGUUUCGGUCUCCCUUUGCGUACCUUUAUCGUCUCUGCUGAGAUAGAAUUCCUCACAACCGACGAUCCUGGAAGUUGCUGGAACGAGGUUGUUGGAAGGUCUACCAUAGCGACUGGAUUUCCAAUCCCAGAGCGUCUCCACAGCGACAAAGGCUUAGAAGUCCAGCUGGAAGUUAUGGCUGGCCUAGGUGGUGUAACAGUCGCAACUGAGUUCGACGGUGGGUAUCUACUCAAAGCGAGGUCGAUAGCAUUUGUGCCUGUAGAGCGCAAGGGAAACUCAGUGCAGUGGCAUCUUGUGAAGACGGAUGCAAAAAGAAUAAUGUAUAGGGACAUUGCUGAAAUUUGUCCUGUGCGGCUACUUGUCGAUGUUCUGGAUCAAGAGAGCUUAACGUCCACCAGGGCAUUUCUUGGAUGGUGCUCCGGAUCAAUCAAUACCCUUGGAACAAAUAUUGCCAACUACAGUGGUGUUGGGUUUUCCAAUGCAAAUAAGCCGUCAGGAAGAGUCGUCGCUUUGACUGGGAUAAGUGUAGGAUUUUCGCACAUUGUAACAGGCCAGGCGUCGUUUGCAUUUGGUCAGCAUAAUGGGCCAUAUACUGCGUCUGCACCUUAUUGGUAUCUGGACGUCCUCGAAGCUGCCAAAGACAUACAUGUCAUUAUACAAGACAUGGAACAAAGGCGAGCAUGGCAGACAGAUGGUGAGAGGGCCAUACUCCAUAUGAUACUUCACAACCAGGCGAUGAAUCUACAGGAGAUCAAAGGCAAAUUAGUCGAACUUCAGAAAGCAGACUCGAGGUCACCAUCGUCCGUUCGUGCAGCUAUGAUUCAAAAUGCUAACACUGUUGUCAUGAAUGAUCUACAUAUGGAUAAACGAGAAGUGAGCGACAAAUUAUUUCGAGACUUGGUUGGAGACAUGUACACUAGACUGGAAGGAUUGGAAGGCAAUGCCGAGAAAGUAACCCUUGCGGGAAUCGAACUGAAGCUCGAUUGGAGAAGGCGAGUUCAAGGCUUCGAAUAUAAGGAUCUGGUCCAGAAGAAGCACAAGAUGUUCAUCAAGAGAGCGGAGUUACGGAAGACUUGUGGUCAAUGACCUGAGUUUGCGCGAGAAAUUGGUGCUGUGGUCCUGUUUGGGGCG
This is a messenger RNA of Mollisia scopiformis, 2490 nucleotides long. RefSeq lists its product as uncharacterized. The record is from RefSeq and is a predicted model, not a curated record. The transcript has 4 exons. The coding region runs from base 178 to 2445 and encodes 755 amino acids. Lineage: Eukaryota; Fungi; Ascomycota; Leotiomycetes; Helotiales; Mollisiaceae.